Molecule: messenger RNA, 7794 nt
Organism: Oncorhynchus masou masou (cherry salmon)
Lineage: Eukaryota; Metazoa; Chordata; Actinopteri; Salmoniformes; Salmonidae
Product: zinc finger CCCH domain-containing protein 13-like
Exons: 13
Coding region: 261-5660 (1799 amino acids)
Source: RefSeq, a predicted model, not a curated record
AUCAACUUGUUUAACUAGUAACCUCAGCUAACUUGCACGUCUACUUUGUGAAAGCUCAUGUCUCCGAAGUAGUCCGAACAACCUGGCUAGUGACGUGUUAGCAACAGGUUUGCCUCUGACUGACCGACCACACCGCAGUGCGAUUGACCGGGUUUUGGUUGAAGAAAAUAGUUAUCUAGCUCGCUAGGUCCCUGGAGGGGAAUAAGCAUAAACACGACAGGCUCUUCCUACUCCUUACUCGUGUGAUAUGACAUCACUGCAUGGUUACCACAGAAACCAGGGCUCAAUUCAGACGGUUGACAGCCAGUCAGGUGUUUUUCACAGGGAUGGCUGCACAAGUGGAGGUACAGACUGGGGAGGUGGGAAGGACAGGUGUAGGGGGGCGACUGCACCUCAGCCCUCUGGCUGACUCCAGCAACAAGAGCCUAACAGAGGGCCCAUCCAACACCCAGGGCUCCCUCAUCAUCACUCCAGAGUCCAGUAAGCCUGUCCCUGCACCCAAACCACGGCUCACUCCCAAACCUUUCGCUGUGGAGAAAAACCCCACCAUCCGGCCCAUACUUGCUCCUAAGCCUAAUACCAAGCCCCGACCAGAGCCCACUCGCCCUACUUUUUACAAACCUGACCCUCCCAACGGCCCAAAACCUCAGCACCCGAACGUUACCAGCAAACACAGGCCAGUGUCUACCAACCAUAGCCGUCCUGCUCCUACCUCCUACAAACCCUCUCCCAAGUUGAGCACGGGACAAACCACCAAGCCUGUAGCCCAGCCCUUCAAACCCGCCCCUCUAACACUUGGGGACCACAGCAAACCAACUCCUUCCCAACCGAUGGGGCGUCAGAAGCCAGCUGCGGCAGGCUUGUCCCACUCACAAGGCCCUAAGAAACCCCCUUCAGUGGAAUGGUCCGGAUCCACCAAGCAGGAGAAGGAAUGUGGCAAAACAGCAUCCAAUAUCAGAGCUGGAGGAGCCUAUUUGACCAGAGCCAAGUCAAUGGGCUUCCUCCGUCAGAUAGGGCUAGAGGGGGAGGAGAGGAAGAAGGAUGAAGGGCCAGAGGUCACAGUUCAACUCCGAACCCAGUCUACAGGCUCCAGGCCUAGACCUGUGUCGGCUAUCUUCCUACCCUCUCCCACUCAGGCUGAGUCGUCCUCCCCAGCUGAUCGCUGGGUCGGGAGACGGCCCCUUUCAGCCGACCUCACCUCCAAGUUUGAGUCCAUUGGCCUGUCUCUGCACCGUGGCUCUCCUGCCAAGACUGGCAGCAAGGAAAACAGUCCAGAGGAGGGAGCACUGCUACGGAGGAGAGAGGGGGAGACGGGAGCAGAGGGGACCAUUGCUACACCACAGGCCCCAGACAGCAAGCCUUCAGCCCUAGCACAAGGGAGUGAGAAGAAAGAGGAAGAGAAGGAUGAGGGAAAGGGUGUAGGAAGCAUUAAGAGACGGAUCAGUCUCUUGCUCGAUUCCUCUUCUUCCUCUCCUGUGGUUCCUCUCCGUGUUGCUGCCCAAGGACCGGAGUCUUCCUCUCCAGUGCAGCCAGUCCCAGAGGCAGAUGUACCACAGGGUGGUGUUAAACAGCGAAUCAAGAAGCUAACAGAAGAUACUGUUACGCCACCUGCUCAGACCCUGGCUGUUAAACCCCGCCCUCUGCCCCCUGACCUGACCAAAAGGUUUGGCUCUGAGAAGUCCACAGACCUCGGCAGUCCCUCUCCUAGUAAAGCGACAGACCGACAUGAGAGUGACACUGAUCCUCAAGGGAGGGGGCAGGACUCAGUCUUCAUCUUCAGUAACCAAAGGAAGGUGGAUGAACACGCCAGAGAGUCCAAAGAGCAGCCCACCCAGACCUUUUCUGACCCCUCAGCUGGAAGGACUGUGGCACAGCGGGGGCUGGAGAUUGAGGCCCAGGAGAGCCACCCGAGCAGUGGGGUGCAGACUGUGCGAGCAGCCCUGUUUGAGAAUGUGGUGGAGAGACACAGCGUGCUGGUGAUGGAGGAGGACAGAGCGCAGAACAACACAAAGAGCUGUCCCAAGAGAAGUGUCUCUCUCAAACUGGGGGAUGGGGAGAAAGGCGGGAGCCUGGUCACCUCCCCCUAUCGCGAGCCUGUGUCUCCCUCCAGCCCGCUUCGUGUGGAGCACUUGUUUGACACGGUGCAGGCGGUGGGAGAGAGGAGAGCCGUUAGUGAGAGUGUCCCCUCGGCACAGCUGGAGGACAAGGCCAUGACCCUCCGUUCCAGGCAUUCUGAGGGGAACAGGCCAGCUAGGGCUGAGCCAGUGGAGAAGAGAACUGCUCGUGUCCAAGGAAACCUCAGUUCGACUCAGAGGGGAGCACCAGCCUCCCGACAUGAACAGGGACCACGCUACCUCAGGGUUGGAGCUCUGCAGAAGUGGAAUACCUCUGAGGUGGAUAGGGGGGAAGAGGUAGAGAAAGGAAGGCAAAGGGAAAAGGAGAGGGAGAGAAAGGAGGAGGAGAAAGAGAGGCAGAGGGAAGCGGAGAGGAGGAUGCAAAUGGCUGUAGAGAGGGAGAAGCCGACAGAGCAGGACAGGGAGAGAGAGGAAGUGGCAGCACCGAAGCGUUUGAAAAUGCUGGAGGCAGAUGAGCAGCCACCCAAACCCAGGGCCACCUACUUUGCUCUGACUGGUCAGAUUCAGGAAGUCAUAUCCCAUGGGGAUGAGGGAACAGAGAAAGGGGACAUGGAAGUGCCCUUUGAUUUCUCUGUGAUGUCUGGACAAUGGGGUUCUCAAGGGAAGGUAAAAAGGAACCCCUCUCUAGUCAAAACUUUUGGUACAAGCUCCCAAGGUCAAGAACAAGAAGAGGAACUGAUGGAGAGGAAGCAAACACAGGAAAGGAAAAGUGAAACGGCAUGGGACAGAAAGACCGGGAUGGAUGAGAUGGAAAUAGAAAAACAGAAACAAGUUCUUGAGGAAGUAAGAGAAUUGGAGAGGGAGAAAGCACGUCAGAGGGAGAGAAAGGAGUUUGGGAGGGAGAAACAGAGACAGCUGGAAAUUGAGAGACAGAAACAGUUAGAAUAUGCUAGAAAGAGACAGAUGGAGAAGCAGAGAGAGUUAGAAAGGGAGAGACAAAAUGAGUUGGAAAAGGAGACACAGAGAGAGUUGGAAAGACUGUGUGAGCUGGAGAGACCGUGUGAGCUGGAGAGGGAGAGACAGUGUGAGCUGGAGAGGGAGAGACAGUGUGAGCUGGAGAGGGAGAGACAGUGUGAGCUGGAGAGGGAGAGACAGUGUGAGCUGGAGAGGGAGAGACAGUGUGAGCUGGAGAGGGAGAGACAGUGUGAGCUGGAGAGGGAGAGACAGUGUGAGCUGGAGAGGGAGAAAGAGUUUAAAAGGGAGCGGCAGCGACAGUUCGACUUAGAGAGACAGAAGAAGUUGGAGAGACAGAUGGUUGAAGAGUUGGAGGAAAUAAAAGAAAUGGAGACAAGGCAACUGUUUAGGUUUGAAAAGCAGAAGCAGGCUGAGAGAGAGAGACAACAGCUUCUGGAGCUUGAAAAGCAGAUACUGAGAGAGAAGAUGGAGAGAGAGGAGCAGGAGAAGAUGGGACAACAAGCAAUACAACAGGAGGUAGACCGGGAGAGACAGAGGGAGCUGGAGCGGGAGAGACAGAGGGAGCUGGAGCGGGAGAGACAGAGGGAGCUGGAGCGGGAGAGACAGAGGGAGCUGGAGCGGGAGAGACAGAGGGAGCUGGAGCGGGAGAGACAGAUGGAGCUGGAGCGGGAGAGACAGAGGGAGCUGGAGCGGGAGAGACAGAGGGAGCUGGAGCGGGAGAGACAGAGGGAGCUGGAGCGGGAGAGACAGAGGGAGCUGGAGCGGGAGAGACAGAGGGAGCUGGAGCGGGAGAGACAGAGGGAGCUGGAGCGGGAGAGUGUAGAAGAAUUGGAGAUAAUAAAGGAGCUGGAGAGAAGACAACUGCUUGAGAAACAGAAUGAGAGCGCGAGACAACAGCUUCAAAAGCAGAGACUGAGGGAGAAGAUGGAGAAAGAGGAGCAGGAAAAUAUGAGACAGGUAGCUAGACAACAGGAGGCAGAGAGACAGAGAAUCCUGGAGAGACAGAGGAGAGAGAACCAGGAGAGGGGGGUGCUGGACUCCUUACCUCUCAGACCUAAAGUGCUGGAUCUAGACUCUGUGUCUCUGGGUGACCUGCACUCCAGAGGCAGUCCCCACUCCCCUGGUGCCCGAUGGAAGCAUCCAUCUCCCCGGGGAGAGGACCAUUACAGGCCUGGCAUCCUGGACAUAGACUCAUUCAGGUCCCAGACCCAGAUGCAGCCCUCGCCCACUAGAGAAGUGUUCCCUAUUGCUGGCAUCAAGGGCUCAGACCCAGGUAGUGGGGUGAGAUCCCACACUCCAGAGAGGGAAGUUAGCCGUAGGGUGGGUUCAAUGGGGCGACCCAGCCCAGUGUGGGCCCCCACUCAGCAGGAGCUGUGGGAGCAAAGACUAGGAUUCAAUGAGGAAUCGGUGGAUAGGCCCAUGGCUGGACCAGAACCACCCAGGAAGCCUGCCAAUAAACCCAGCCUGGAGCAGCUCCUCCACAGGCAGUUGGACAGGGCAACGGCCCCCAUUCUGGUCCCAGAGAGACGCUGGUCUGGUAUGCCCAGUGAAGCAUCCUUCCCCAGGAGAGAGCCCCACAGCCCUAGGUCCCCCAUGGAGCAGACCUGGUUCCCGCAGGACUCAGGGCCCCAGGGGCACAGGGUAGAGGCCAGAGGACAGAGGAGAUCUCAGGGCUCCCAGGAGCUGAACCGGAUGAGGUCCCGCAGUGUGUCCCGUCGAUCGGCCCCAUCUGAGAGUGCUGUGGAGGGGAGCCUGUCCAGGAUGAGGAGCAGGAGUGCACAUAGAGAGAGGGACCGACAGAGCUGGGAGCAGUUGAAGCAUGGUGAGGAAGAGGGGCGUGACAUCGACACACUGGUCCACGAGGCAGACAGCCAGUAUGGGACCUGGGAGACGGGACUGCGCACUGACGAUAGCCUGACUCCUGCCACGCCCACCUCAGACGGCAACCUCAGCCAGUCACCUAGGAAACCCAUUCCGCCCCACACACCAGGGGAACAUGCCACACACAGCGACCUGGACACUCCAGAUGGCUUCUCCCCCUCGGUCCAGCCCGAGAUGCAACUACUCCCCUUCCCUGAGGUCUCCACCAUCCUGCUGGACUCCAGUGCUCUGCGCUCCAGGGUGCAGCUGAGUAAGAUGCGGGGGCCACGUUCGCGCCCCUCCAGGGUGGCUCGUCAGACUGCUGCUAUGUCUGUACACCCUGAGGGACAGACCUCGCCCACUGAGGACUGGCGCUCCAGAGACUCAACAGAGUACAACAUUGAGUUUUCCAAGCAGGAGGACUCAGACUCUGAGGAGCAGGAGAGGGGAGUAGACCCCCGCUCUGCUGCUGCCUCCUCCCAGCCCCAGAGAGUCGCCCUCUUUCCUGGGAUGGACCCCUCCGCUCUCAAGGCCCAGCUCAAGAAGAGAGGAGACUCUGACAAUCAGACAGACGGAGCCGCCCCAUCUCCAUCUCAGCAGUCACGAUCUCCUAAAUCCCCCUUCCUGCCCCGGGUGUCCCGUGUACUGCCCCCCUCUGGAGGGAAAGAAAAUGGGGAGGAGGCCUCACCACAGUGGCUGAGAGAACUGAAGUCUAAGAAGCGCUCGAGUCAGUAUGAAAAUGACAGCUAAGUGUGAAUGAGCAGGUUGCCUUAACUGAAUAAUCUGGUGGAGAAUUGGAGACAGAAGCCUUAACCUUUGACCCUGAGAAGAUGGAAACUCUGCUGCUGACAUUGUAAUUUGUCAUCGGUUUGUUAAUUUUAUCUGUUCUCUUCCUGCCCGGGUCGCAUACAUGUGCAUGGUGCCUUUUUGCAGACAACCUCGGUCUUAUGGAUGAAACGACCCAGGUUAAAUAUCUGGCUGCUCGGCUCCGUUUGUCCAUUUCCUUUGCAUAGAGCCACUUUACCCUCUCACCUGACGGGAGAAUACGGAAGGGGGGAAACCCUUUUUCUCCUGUCAGGUUGCAUUUCAGGACUGGUUAAACUUGUGGGACCACACGCCUCUUAACCUGGAAGUGCUUCAAUAAGCUGGAGGACAGUCUAGUACCUCCACAAGAUAUACAUGUAUUUUUUUUUUUAAAUGUUUUUUUCAGGUUCGUCUACACGUAACAUUUCUAUGUGUAUCUAUCAGUCAUGGGGUGUUGGUAAUAGUCAACAUAGGAUAACAUUUCUGAUUUUAUUUUUUGUCAUUGAUCAUAAAGAACAAAACACUGCUGAACUCAUGUUUGGCCAGGCUGUAUAUUAUGUGUUGGUAAUAAAUAUGGUAUCUAAUCAUGAAAUAUUAUAUUUUGUAUUGUUGCUAAUUUGACAGAUGAAUCAUAACAUGUCCGAGUGUUUAGUUUUGUACGGAGAGCAUUGCAAGUAUCACUACAGCAGAGGCUCCCAAGCCCAUUCCCCUGAUGAACUGACUUGGAAUCUGUUGUGUUGACCUAAUGCAGCUCCUAACUGAUGUGUGAAGAAAAAUGCUGUGUGUUCAAUGUCUUUUCAAUCAUAAUGUCUGAAUAUCUGUUUCUACUAGUGUUUGUAUUUCUUAAGGAUCCCCAUUAGCUGCUGCCAAGGCAGUUAUAUACAGUUAAAUAAUAACACUUUUCACCACACAUUGUGUUCCUUCAGGCCACUACUCUACUGACCCAUAUCUACAAUACAACAUCCGUGUGUGUGUAGAGUGCAUGAGGGGUGGAAAAGGGGAAGAGAAGGGUUAAUCACGUUGGAGGACUCAAUUAUACUCCUACACACACACACACACACACACACACACAAAUCAGCCUGUUCUUCCUCCCUUUACCUUCACUUACCUCUUCAGUGUAAGAUCAAAUAAUUGUGUGUAAUAGUGAUGGAUGAGUGUGUAAGGAGAAUGUGAUGGAUGAGUGUGUAAGGAUUGCAAGGGAAAUGGUCUAACUGUAUGUGUUACCAAUGAGCCAUACAUUCAAUGUGCACUCCCUGCGCUCUGUUUUAUCAGGAUGUCUGCAACAUCUCUCAUUUAGAGAGAGACUUUACCCACCUUAUUUUAUCACUACAUCACCGUUGACAACAUGUAUGUUCAUGUAGAAUCUCAGCUUCUUUUCCAUCACUCUUUGCUCAGACACUGAAUGGACACACCCAGUAGCAGUGGUACAAUCAUACAGUCUGAUAUCAUGGAUUCAUCCACACAACUGUUAUGGUCCUGUUGUGCACAUGGUCAGUGGAUGUAGAGUGGAAUGGUAGGAGUAUGGCUUCCACUACUCCAGUGGGGAAUGUGAGUCAAGUAUUUGGUUUUGAGAUGAGGGUGGGUGGGUGGUUAUUUUCCCCUAUUCUGCUGCACAUUACUAUUUGCAACAGUUUUAGAGCGCAGAGCUGACUUAGGCCAUGCCCCUGACCAUGUUAGCCAUGCCCCUGACCAUGUUAGCCAUGCCCCUGACCAUGUUAGCCAUGCCCCUGACCAUGUUAGCCAUGCUGCACUGUCCCACUACUUCCAUUAAGCACUUUGUCAGUUAAUGCACUACAGCACUGACCUGUGCACUGGCUAUUCUGUUGUACGUCCCACCUACCACAUGUUCAUAGACCGAUGUUGGAAUGCUAAUGGAAUGAAAGUGGAUGUGUUGAUUGGAUCUUUGGAGUUGUUGUCCCUAUGGUGUCCAUGGCGUUUGACUUUCCCAUGACUUUUGUCAGUUUGAGGAUUUCUUAUUUUCUCUCAUUUUUAUUUUUAAAAAUAAAAUAUAUUACAUUAUUUUAAUGCCAGUGUCCAAAAUUGUAACUUCUUAAUAAAAUGUACUGAGUUGAGCUUCUCA